UAUAUUCCAGUUUUAAUUUUUUAAAAAAAAGGAAAAGUAAAUUUAUAAUUAAAAAAAAAGUUGAAAUGUCAGAUUUAAUUGGUAAUAUUUUGGAGCAAAUUAUUGAUAAAGUAGCAAUGGAAUUAAUGGAAAUUCAAUGUAAUGAAAAUGUUAUACGUGACUUACAAGAAGAAAAAAUUUCUUCAUCAACAAUAGAAAUGAGAUCAUCGAGAAGUCGUAAUUCUGGAUUAAAUGAUAAUUUUAGCUGUCGAAUUUGUUACGAUUCACAACGAAAUAUGCAAAUUGUUUUUCCUUGCAAAUGCAAGGGAUCUAUCGGAGCAAUUCAUUUGACAUGUUUGGAAAAAUGGCUCGAGGAAAGCAAUAGAAGUAGUUGUGAAUUAUGUGGACAUGAAUUUCAAGUGGAAAGAACACUUCGUUAUCGUGUUAUUGAAUCAAUUGUUAUUUGGUUGUGUCUCAAACAACAGAGACAACGAAAUUAUGUCCAUAAUCUUCAUUCUGAUUUGCUUCGUUGUAUAAUUGUUACACCAUUAACAAUUGCAUGUUCUUAUAUUUGCAUUAUUGCCGCUGAUUUUUAUUCACAAAAUAAUUAUGAUCAUUUUCCACCAGCGCGUUGGACAACUUAUUCAUUGUUGGCAAUGAUAUCACUUAUUCUUUUCUCCUAUUUUGUUUGGACAUACACGGCCAUUCAACAUCAUCAGAAGAUUUGGUAUUAUUGGUGGCAAAGAACGAGUAAAGUCAAAGUCACUCUUCCUGAAAUUGAUGAAAAUCGACAAAUUUCAUUGUCUGAUAAAUAUGUAUCUGAAACUAUUUUCUAAUUCAUUAAUUAAUGAGAUUAAAAUAAUGGAAAAUUAAUUAAAAUUAAAUUUUUCUCAA
Messenger RNA from Leptopilina boulardi, 873 nucleotides. RefSeq names its product E3 ubiquitin-protein ligase MARCHF2-like. Bases 66 to 815 code for a protein of 249 amino acids. Gene Ontology annotation, molecular function: zinc ion binding; ubiquitin-protein transferase activity. The transcript has 2 exons. Gene Ontology annotation, biological process: protein ubiquitination. The record is from RefSeq and is a predicted model, not a curated record. Lineage: Eukaryota; Metazoa; Arthropoda; Insecta; Hymenoptera; Figitidae.